CAGAAACAGAGGUGUAGUGUCUCUGUUUUAAAAAAAAAACAUUCGACGAAACUUCUUCAGAUUGUAAACAGUGUUAGCUUCAAUGGCUUUGUCGUUGGGAUACUUACAAAGAGACAACAGUUUCAAGAAAGAGUCACAAGAGUGUGAAACACCAAGAAUCCGUAAUAACAUGUAUUUUGAGAAGACCUUAUCGUUCAAAGAUUUGGUUAACCAGGGUAACAAUUACAACAAAGAAGAUAACUGCGGGGUCAAAACAAGAAGAGGUAUAAACUUGAGAGGUCCUAAACCAGAUAACAUGAUUCUUGAGAGGAGUCUCUCGUUCACGAGCCUAGUCCAAGUGGGAGGAGAAGACGAUGAUGACGAAAGAGGAUCGUCUCCGAAACGAAGGAACAGAGGCAAAAUGGGGAAUUUAACGGCGUUGAGUUUACCAGCACCGACGCCGUUUUGGUCUCCUAGACCUUUGACGGAGCUAGACGCCGCCGCCGUUACGUUACAAAAGGUUUACAAGAGUUAUCGAACGCGUAGAAACCUUGCUGACUGUGCAGUGGUUGUUGAAGAGUUAUGGUGGAAAGAAUUGGAAUUGGCAGCGUCAGAACCGAACAAAACCAAUGAGAAACCGGAGUCGGCUGUAUCUAGGUGGGCAAGAGCUGGAACUAAAGCAGCAAAGGUGGGGAAAGGAUUGUUGAAAGAUGACAAAGCACAAAAAUUAGCAUUGCGACAUUGGUUAGAAGCCAUUGAUCCACGACAUAGGUACGGGCACAAUCUACACUUGUACUAUGAUGUUUGGUCAGCAAGCGAGAGUACUCAGCCUUUCUUCUUCUGGUUAGACAUUGGAGAUGGCAAGGAAGUAAAUCUCAUCAAAUGUCCGAGAACCCUUCUUCAGCGCCAAUGCAUCACUUACCUUGGUCCGAAAGAGAGACAAGCGUACGAAGUGGUGUUGGAAAAUGGGAAACUAGUCAACAGACAGACCAAAAACCUCGUGGAGACCAUCGAAGGAACUAAAUGGAUCUUCGUGUUGAGCACGACAAGAAGACUAUACGUUGGUCAGAAACAUAAAGGUCGGUUUCAACAUUCAAGUUUUCUCUCCGGCGCAGCCAUUACCGCCGCCGGUAGAAUUAUUUCACAAGGUGGAGUUGUAAAAGCCGUGUGGCCGUACAGUGGUCAUUAUCUCCCGACGGAAGAGAAUUUUAGAGAAUUCAUCGGUUUCUUGAGAGAAAACAACGUGGAUCUCACAAAUGUCAAGAUGAAUGCGAUUGACGACGAUAAUCAUUUGGUCACAAAUGACGGAAGCACAAAGCCGUCGAAAGUGGUGGUGACGAAAUCGGACGGUUCAGAUGAAAAGAAACGUUUUUCGUGUAAGUGGAGUACUGGAAACGGUCCUAGGAUCGGGUGUGUGCGGGACUAUCCAAUAGAUCUGCAGACGCGAGCGCUUGAACAAGUCAACCUUUCUCCACGUGUAGUCAAAGGAAUAACGGGAUUAUUUGGCCCAAUACCUUCGCCUAGGCCCAGUCCAAAGAUUCGUGUCUCUCCUAGACUAUCUUGCAUGGGUAUUCCAAGUCCAAGAAAUUAAUUUUCUUUUCUAAAUUAAUCAAUUUUUCCAAUUAUUUCCUUUUUUUUUUGCAUUGCCCUAAUGUUGGGUGAUUCUUUAAUUAGAGUACAACCUGUACUCAUUUAUAAUUCACAUAAUUUAAUUUUACAUGUAUUUUUCUUUCCUUUUUUCUGAGGUUUGUAACCUUUGUUAUUUACUUUGUAACAUUUGUACUUUCACAUCAUUAUUUUUCUCCAAACAAUUGUAAUAGAAUAAUACCAAAUUCCCAAAU
This is a messenger RNA of Camelina sativa (false flax), 1820 nucleotides long. RefSeq names its product IQ domain-containing protein IQM5. Lineage: Eukaryota; Viridiplantae; Streptophyta; Magnoliopsida; Brassicales; Brassicaceae. The record is from RefSeq and is a predicted model, not a curated record.